Molecule: messenger RNA, 453 nt
Organism: Plasmodium gonderi
Lineage: Eukaryota; Apicomplexa; Aconoidasida; Haemosporida; Plasmodiidae
Exons: 1
Coding region: 1-453 (150 amino acids)
Source: RefSeq, a predicted model, not a curated record
AUGGAUUAUACCUUAAAUGAUGAUUGGAUUAUGAGGAGGAACGAGAUAUUUUGCGAUGUCAUAAACAACUUAGUGACAACCUUUUAUGAGAUUCAAUACAAGUUCUUUUUUGUCAAGAGUGAAUUAUCAUAUAUAAAUGAACCCAUAAGUCACGUAGAUACACUUCAGAACAUAGGAUAUAAUCUUUUCCAUGUAAUCAUUACGUUCGUUAUUGAUUGCAAAGCUUUAUAUAAUCUUAAGCAUGUAAUCAAUAAGACAUUUCAGAUUUCCGAUCGGGGUCGCGUAGCAUACUAUUAUUACUUAUUUGAACAUGAAAAAUUUAUGGAUUUAUUUAAAAAAUUAGAAGGGUGCAUGUUAGACUGUCAGAAAUUAAAUAUAUACUUAUCCCGUCAAAUUGAUAAAUUGAAGAAUAAAAUGACUAUAAAUAAAUGUAAUCAUGUUGGAAAUAAGUAA